Messenger RNA from Drosophila persimilis, 1986 nucleotides. RefSeq names its product neural cell adhesion molecule 2. Lineage: Eukaryota; Metazoa; Arthropoda; Insecta; Diptera; Drosophilidae. The record is from RefSeq and is a predicted model, not a curated record. The coding region runs from base 310 to 1689 and encodes 459 amino acids. Gene Ontology annotation, molecular function: protein binding. Gene Ontology annotation, cellular component: neuron projection. The transcript is spliced from 7 exons.
CAUGAGGCUGAUGAUGUCAUGCCAUUGCCUUGGCCAUUGUCCUGGCCAAAGUGAAAGUGUUGUUGUUGCCGCUUUUCCGGCCACGGUUGACACAUGAGUCGCCCCGGCAGUCAUGUGCCAUUAUCCCUCAAGUGAACAGCCUCAUAAUUAACUGCCAAGGUUCUCAAGAAGGGAUAACACGAAAGUCCAAGUGAAAUAAACUCAGAAAAAUCUACAACAGAAAGCAAUUUCAGUGAAAUUAACCAUCAACCAUUAACCAUUAAGGAUUAAGGAUUAUAACUGAAUAAAGGAUAACCCACUACUGGAGCUAUGGAUACUUUGAUAGUCGUCUGCUCGCUGCUUCUGCUGCUCCUCUCACAGAAUGCUGCAAUCCUUGGACAUCUGGAAGGCAACGCAUCCCCCGUCUCGUCUUCGCCUCCGUUGAGGCUGCAGCCAUCGACGCCAUCAAUAACGCAUUUUGUAAAUGACUCCUUCAUCAUCUUCUGCCAGACAGUACAAAAGGAUAUCGACACCAAGUGGCGUGAUCCCCGCGGCCAAACCCGUGAGAACACCAAGGGUCGAGUGCACAUCGAAAAGAAGACGGGUCUGCUGGCUCUGGUCUUUGAGCACAUCUCGUUGGACGACAGGGGCAACUGGACCUGCGAGGUGAAUGGCUAUGGAAAUGGGAACCAGAAUCGGAAUGUGAAUACCGAGCGCGAGUUCUUUUCCUCCUUUGAACUUCUCGUAAAUCAGAAAAUCUCAUUUGGCAAAACGGAACAAGUGCAGUCGGUGCGCGAAGGACGCGACGCGAUGGUCAAUUGCUUCGUGGAGGGUAUGCCAGCACCGGAAGUCUCUUGGCUCUACAAUGGCGAAUACAUAAACACUGUGAACUCGUCGAAGCACAAUCGCCUGUCGAACGGUCUGUACAUCAGGAAUGUCAGCCAGGCGGAUGCCGGGGAGUAUACGUGUCGUGCCAUGCGUAUAACACCAACUUUUUCGGAUUCCGAUCAAAUAACGAUAUUGCUAAGGAUACAACAUAAGCCCCACUGGUUCUAUAACGAGACGCUGCUCGUGCAGUACGCGUAUGUGGGCGGCGCCGUCAAUCUCAGCUGCGACGCCAUGGGCGAACCGCCGCCAUCAUUCACCUGGCUGCACAACGGCAAGGGCAUCCUGGGCUUCAAUCAUCGCAUCUUCGUGGCCGACUAUGGGGCCACGCUGCAGCUGAACAUCCGGAAUGACAGCCAGUUCGGGGACUACAAAUGCAAGGUGGCCAACCCGCUGGGAAGCCUGGAGCGUGUGAUCAAGCUGUUGGCGGGGGCCAAGCCCAUGGGGCCCACACGCUUCCAGCUGAAGCGCCUCUUUGCGGAUGCCUUCGAGCUGGAUCUGCGCACGCCCCGCAUGACCAAUGUCUCCGAUGAGAUGCAGAUCUUUGGCUACCGGGUGGCGUACAUGAGCGAGGGCGAGUUCAAGUUCAGCGCCGGCAACUGGAGCCAUGCCAAACAGCGGGAUUUUUCAUUUCAUAGAGGCCAGCGUUUCAUCAUUUCGCAUCUGAAGGGGAACACCACGUAUCUGAUGCGCGCUGCCUCCCGAAAUCUGGCCGGACUCAGUGACUGGAGUGGCGUGAAGAUCUUUGCCACUGCCGCCGCUCGCAGCUGGUACCCGUCCCCGUAUCCGGUGUACGCACUCAUCCUUGCUUUGAUUUAUGCAUAGAGCUUGUACCAAAUCCAAUGCCCAUACCCAAUCCCAUUCCCCAAUCCGAACCCGAUCUUGUUAAUGUUGCUGCUGAGUUCCCUAUUUUUUGUAUCUUCUGUGAUAGAACUUUGUGUGUGCAAUUCACUUAAACCUAAACCUAAACCUAAACCUUAGCCCAAAAUCGAGAGAAGUACGACGAAUUAUUAAAGAAAAUGCUUUUUAUGCUAUAUAAAUAUAUAUAGAGAAUAUGUUCCGCCUAUUGCCAAUUUUUGCUGCCAACUUUCCAUUCAUCAAUCACAUUUUUUGUACGUUUUU